CAUAAAACCCACCCCAGCAUCACACCUCAGCUGAGAGUCCACCUACAGCCGGUCAGACAUGGCGAGUAAAAAGGCCUCCAAAAAGGGACAGAGAGGAGCUCAGAAGUCCUGCUCCAAUGUGUUCUCCAUGUUUGAGCAGUCACAGAUACAGGAGUUCAAGGAGGCGUUUGGCUGCAUCGAUCAGGACAGAGAUGGUGUCAUCAAAAAGCAGGACCUGAAGGAGACCUACGCUCAGCUAGGGAAACUCAAUGUCCAGGACGAGGAGCUGGAAGCGAUGCUGAAUGAAGGGAAAGGUCCCAUCAACUUCACUGUGUUUCUGACACUUUUUGGUGAAAAACUCAACGGUACCGAUCCUGAAGACACCAUACUUGCUGCUUUCAAACCUUUUGACCCCAAAGGGACAGGUUUUGUGAAUAAGGAUGAGUUUAAGCGAUUACUGAUGAACCAAGCUGACAAAUUCACAGCAGAAGAGGUGGAUCAGGCUUUCACUCUUGCACCGAUCGACCCACUGGGCAACAUCGACUACAAGCAGCUCUGCUACAUCAUCACACACGGAGAUGAGAAGGAAGAGUCCUGAAAUUCAGCUAAACGCAUUCAAGACUGUUUCAAAUCUGCAGCUUUUAUAUGGCUAUAUAAAUAAAUAGUGACAUUUCUGAUGCACACAAAAAAAUUGCAAAGAUUUCUGCUGAAUGUGAGAACAUUGUUAGUGUGAAUAAAGUGUUGGACUCAUGAAAGGU
Austrofundulus limnaeus is the source of this 737-nucleotide messenger RNA. It is a transcript of the gene myl7, whose product is annotated as myosin, light chain 7, regulatory. Gene Ontology annotation, molecular function: calcium ion binding. Lineage: Eukaryota; Metazoa; Chordata; Actinopteri; Cyprinodontiformes; Rivulidae. The record is from RefSeq and is a predicted model, not a curated record.